Molecule: messenger RNA, 945 nt
Organism: Ostertagia ostertagi
Lineage: Eukaryota; Metazoa; Nematoda; Chromadorea; Rhabditida; Trichostrongylidae
Source: the annotation of a GenBank genome assembly
AUGCAAACAUCCAGAUUUUGUCUUCUGCGGUGUCAAGUUGUGGAUCGUGUGGGGUUGCGACGUCUGCAAAGACAGUGCUUAUCAUUCGAGCUACCCACAUUAUCAUCGAGAGGGUUUCGAAUCCUAAGCACCAACUCAAUAAGCGAUUUGAUUAGGGACACUUCAUACGUGGUAGUAGGGGAUCGAGCUGGCCACGUAUGCAGGUAUGCUGUUGUUCCAACAAACGAAUGCGGGUAUACCGAUAUAACUGGAGAAGCAAGUUCAUAUGAGGGCGAACCCCUUUCGGGUACGAUUUCUAUGGUCCUUGAUGUCGCGAUGUCAAACAAUGGUCGAUACAUGUUUGUGGCAGAUCGUGACGAGAAAAUCAGAGUCUCGCGAUAUCCAGAGGCUUACGUCAUACAGUCCUUCUGUCUCGGGCACUCCGCUUACGUCAGUUCAAUUGCAGUUGAUGGCGAUCACCUUUUUUCAAGUGGUGGAGACGGUUUUGUGCAUGAAUGGGAUGUGGAAAGUGGGACGUCUCUCGCACAGUCUCAAAAACUGGGUGAAGAGCCUAUUCGACGGAUUCGCGUCUGCAAAAAGGACAACAAGGUGUGCUUGGCUGCAAUCACACGGACGGCUUUGACGCUACUCGACGAAAAGUUGACAAUUAUGAAGAGUUUCAACACUGCUGAUUCAUUAAUGGAUAUCACUCCAUUCAAAGGUCACAUAAUUGGUGUUUGCAGUAAUGGUGUGGUUUUGUUCGACCUUUCCGAUGGAACUUCCCGUUCCGUUGAAGUACCGAAUGAGCUGCUGGAGAGGUUGUCGAAAUCUAAGGAUCCCAUAUCGAGCUACUUUAAGAACGUAACGCAUCAAAACAUGCUGGAUUACUAUAAACGAAAGGCAGAGAAGAUCGAAAGUACCAAAGGAGAAUCAAAUUCGCAAGCGGAAAGCGAGGCAAUCACGUAA